Rhodofomes roseus is the source of this 1510-nucleotide messenger RNA. RefSeq lists its product as uncharacterized. The record is from RefSeq and is a predicted model, not a curated record. NCBI's taxonomy places the organism in Eukaryota, Fungi, Basidiomycota, Agaricomycetes, Polyporales, Fomitopsidaceae. The coding region runs from base 213 to 1292 and encodes 359 amino acids. The transcript is spliced from 21 exons.
ACAUGAUACAGUUCCACAGAUAUGCAGGUCAAUGGUGCACAGCCGAAACUGAUGCGCACUGUCAAUGACGGCCGCCCGUCGAUGAAUGAUUAUUAUAUGGACGGGCGUACAGUCGCACAUAUUGGCGAUAGCUCUUGCCUAGGGCUCCGUUCAUCAUCUCUAGGUCCCUUCGUCUAUUGAUAUCACGAAGGACAUACCAUACUACUCCUCUGAUGACCACAUCAUCCCCAUCCGUGGAGCUUACAUAUCAGGUCCUCACGCCAUAUUUCAUUGGCGGCGUAUGCGUUGCAUUUCUUUAUGGAGUGACGACGGGGCAAAUGAUCUUCUACUGGAACCGCGGUGGGAGGGAUGGGAAGGUCUUCAGAUUCCUUGUCUUCAUGCUCUGGCUACUGGAUGGCGCACACUAUGUGCUGGUACCAUGUUCGUUCUACGUCCUUUUGGUCGAAAACUUGCACGAUAGUAGCGCGUGGAUAAACGAGGAGUCAUCGAGUUACUUUUUCAAUACCUGGAGCUAUCAGGGUAUAUUUGUUGUCACUGGUCUCACUGAUAUCGGAGUCAAGAGCAUAUUCACAUAUCGCAUAUGGAAACUGAGCAACAGUGCAAUGAUCGGCGGGGCCUUGGUGGUGUUUAACCUCACGGUACUCGUCUUGUCAAUCGUCUCUGCUUUCACCUAUGACUGCAUCGGUGCGCAUGCACUGCCCAGCUGUUUCAGCAACGUCCCUGCGCAUGGCCACAUCAACACCUCAAUAGGUACUGCCAUAGCUAUGCUUGCCUGUAUGGCUGCUUCCGACAUCGCCACAUUCGUCUUGCUCUGUGUCUUUUUGUGGAGACGCCGGACCGGGUUCGCUCGGACGAUACGCCUGCUGAUACUCUACAGCAUAGAGGUCGGCAUGCUUACAAGCGUGGCAUCCGCGGCCAGCCUGACAACGUUCCUUGUGGUGGGCUACAGUAGCGCGCUCUUCAUCGCGAUCUUCUGGGUCGUCCCCAAACUCAGUAUUAACUCGCUGCUUGCAUUGCUGAACGCGAGGCAUCACAUCAGACACGAGGCAGGACUGGUCGUAGAACCCUCUGCAUUACGCGACACCGGCGUGGCGGUCAACGAUACCCUGCGCUUCGAGGUGACGAGGAGUCGAAUCUGGACGCGGACUCGCCAGACACCCCAGCUUAUUAUCACAGUCGAAACAGAAGUCGAGCUGGACCGAGAGAGCGACGUCGACGCAUUUCACAGCAGUGACGAUGGUGUCGGGAUAGCAUCCGCCACUAUCGCAGAGAAGAACAGCGUAACUCAUUAAAGAAAAGAAUUCGGAAUAUACGAAGAGCUUGCAGAAAUGCGAGGCAGAACUCGCGUGAAUUUGUUUCUUGUGCGGGGAUAUGCUUCGAUUGGACAUGCUGGACAUCAGAAUCAUAUCUCUACACUACUAGUGUGUGGUUACGCCUCAGGCUAGCUUACGCCAUUCAUAUGAAUUCCGAAGAAAUAUGUUGCAGCGCUCGCCUUACUCAGGCAUACGUA